AUGACAGACAUCGUCCUACACUCCGAGGGCGCUUCGCGAGGCCGGGCCACUCGCUUCCGGGACUUGAUCCAUCCCCCCGUCAUCCGGCAGUGGAUAGCGGGGGGAAAACUCUACCGCGAGCGAGGAGAACGUUCUUCCCCGCGCAUAGAACUCUUCCUCGACCUCCUCUACGUCGGGGUAGUGCACCAGCUCGCCGAUGCUGCUGUUGAAUCGCCUUCUGGGGCAGGAGUCGCGCGUUUCAUACUCACUUUCUGGCCGAGUUGGAGUGUUUGGGAAGAGGCAAGGCGGUAUUCCAACGUCUCGGGAACUGAUGAUCUCGUGCACCGCGUGUGGGUACUAUUCGGGAUGCUGUGUAUUCUGGGGUACACGGCGAAUGCGAGUGCCAUCCCGCUGCCUGGCGAGGCCCACUCCGCGGCUGAGGAGGUGGUGGCACUACUGAUGCGCGCCGAAGGGGCGGCAGCUGAGGGUGCGGCGGGAGCGGCGGGAGCGAGUGCAGUGGUUGAGGAUGAGCACUCGCCCGUGCGCGCUGCUGUCGCCUUCUUCCUCGUCAUCAAGGCGACGCGCGCAGUCGUACUCUUCCUGUACGCGUGGUGGCUCCCCGUCUUCCGCAGCUCCCAGGUCUUAUCCGGCAUAGCGGUCACAGUCCCGAUGCUAGCCUACCUCCCCAUCAUUUGGGUCCGCUCACGUCGCGCCCAAAUCGGCUGCGCGGUAGCAGGAAAUGUGCUGGACCUAAUGCGCUUCGACAUGAUCCUGUACAACAUUUACGGGCGGUACUUGCUCUCCAAGCGGCGGAGGGAGGUGAAGCGUCAAAUCGCCUCUGGAGAGCUCGAUGCGUCCAAUGCGCCCGAUACCAGUCAUCCUCUUAUGAAGAUGGUUGUCCUGCCUGACCACAUGCGUAUUCCAGCGAUCAAUAUCGAACACUCCGUCGAUCGGAGCGGAGCGUUCACCGUCCUUGUCCUUGGCGAACUCGUGGCGAACCUCCUUUACAUUGCGAAGCCGGGGGAGUAUGGGGUGGGACAUCAGUUUGGCAAGGCAAGUUUGGGGUUCAUGGUUGCGUGGGCACUCAAUUACAUGUACACCCUGCCGUCCGACGAGCACAUUAUCAGAUACACGCACGCAUUGCGGCGCUCGUGGGUGACUGGCGUCCUGUUCAACUUUUUCCACUGGCCGUUGUGCGCGUCCAUCGUGCUCGCGGCAGCCGCGAGCAGCAGGAUGGUCAGCAGCGAUACCGGCGUCGAGCCGGGUGUCAAGUGGUUCUGGGGAGCCGGGCUCGGCGCCGCUGUUCUCUUCCUUGGUCUCAUCGAUAUCUUGCAUGGGGAGCAAGACGCCUGGAAUGUCGCUCGCAUCCCAAGGAUCCUGCGUUUUGCAACCGCAUGUGUAGGCGCGAUUCUGCUCGCCCUGUUCCCGCUGUACGCCAAGACGUUAGAUUCGACCAAGAUGCUCGCCCUAGCAGUCGGCAUAACCUGGGCCGUACUGGCAGUAUACGUAUUUGGCACACUCCCCAAACCCGGCGCCAUUCUUUCCGACGACGAGACAGAGGCGCAGCCAGUCGUGACUGUCACUGACCUGGAAUCUGGGGGCGGGUUCGAGGAACACCCGCACAGCGCAGACGAAGACUACCCCACGAAUCACAUGCACGACGACCACUCGCCUGAAGUCCAUGCCUUGAAGCCCUAG
Cutaneotrichosporon cavernicola is the source of this 1677-nucleotide messenger RNA. RefSeq lists its product as uncharacterized. The record is from RefSeq and is a predicted model, not a curated record. The coding region runs from base 1 to 1677 and encodes 558 amino acids. Lineage: Eukaryota; Fungi; Basidiomycota; Tremellomycetes; Trichosporonales; Trichosporonaceae. The transcript has 10 exons.